AUGGCAGAGUUGUUCUCCAGUCAGAACAUCAACGGCGUCUUCAUUCCCUCCGGCCUUCUCGUCUUCGGGACGCUGAUUGUGAAGAGAGAAUGGGUGCCCUAUGCUUUCAUUCUGGCUGCGCUGCUGUCGGGUUUUAAGUUGUUGAAAAGCCAAGCAAAGCCGGUUCUCAAGCCUACGGAGCUCCAAGACUUUGAACUGACAGAGAAGACCAUCAUCUCCCACAAUGUUGCAAUCUACCGAUUCAAGCUCCCCACUGAGAAAUCGAUUCUGGGCCUCCCAAUCGGCCAGCACAUCUCCAUCGCAGCAACCCUGAAGCAACCUGAUGGCACCUCCAAAGAAAUUGUCCGUUCUUACACCCCCAUCUCAGGCGACCACCAACCUGGGUUCUUCGAUCUCCUCAUCAAGUCUUACCCCACCGGUAACAUCUCCAAACACAUGGCCUCUCUUGUUGUUGGACAGACAAUCAAGGUUAAAGGACCCAAGGGCGCAAUGGUCUACACGCCCAACAUGGUACGCCACUUCGGGAUGAUCGCAGGAGGAACAGGUAUCACGCCCAUGCUGCAGAUUAUUCGCGCUGUGAUCCGUGGCCGCCUUACUGGCGAUGUAACGAAGAUCGACCUCGUAUUCGCGAACGUCAACUCCGAGGAUAUUCUGCUCAAGGAGGACCUGGAUCAGCUGGCUAAGGAGGACAAGGAUUUCAACGUCCAUUACGUGCUGAACAACCCGCCCGAGAACUGGGAUGGCGGUGUAGGCUUUGUGACGCCUGAGAUGAUGACUAAAUGGCUCCCUAAGCCAGCAAAGGAUGUCAAGCUGCUGCUAUGCGGCCCUCCUCCCAUGAUAUCUGCCAUGAAGAAGAACGCGGUCGAACUGGGCUUCGAGAAGGCUAGGCCGGUAUCGAAGUUGGAGGACCAAGUCUUCGCUUUUUAA
This is a messenger RNA of Drepanopeziza brunnea f. sp. 'multigermtubi' MB_m1, 927 nucleotides long. RefSeq lists its product as uncharacterized. NCBI's taxonomy places the organism in Eukaryota, Fungi, Ascomycota, Leotiomycetes, Helotiales, Drepanopezizaceae. Gene Ontology annotation, cellular component: endoplasmic reticulum. Gene Ontology annotation, molecular function: oxidoreductase activity. The record is from RefSeq and is a predicted model, not a curated record.